Molecule: messenger RNA, 7810 nt
Organism: Engraulis encrasicolus (European anchovy)
Lineage: Eukaryota; Metazoa; Chordata; Actinopteri; Clupeiformes; Engraulidae
Gene: cltcl1
Product: clathrin, heavy chain-like 1
Exons: 31
Biological process (GO): receptor-mediated endocytosis; intracellular protein transport
Cellular component (GO): clathrin-coated endocytic vesicle; extracellular exosome; clathrin coat of coated pit
Molecular function (GO): clathrin light chain binding; structural molecule activity
Source: RefSeq, a predicted model, not a curated record
GAAGUGAGAGUCUCUGUGUGUGCGAGUACGCGAGCGUGUGUGUCUAUCUCUCCGUGUGUUGUUUUAAGGGGGAGGGUCUGGCCAGGAGAUAGAAAAAGAGAGAAGGGGGAGUGAGACAACGAUACGACGGCGUGAGCCGGUCACAGUUAUUGACUGGUACGGAUUUUUUUCUUUCGUCUAACGGGUCUUUUCGCUCCUACACUGCAUAAGAAGACGACUCCCCCUUGAUUUUCCGAGUCCCCCUCCCCAGUACCGCUUUCUUUCUCUCCGCAACUGAGACUCAAAAGUGCUGCAGGAUGUCACAGGCACUCCCGAUACGCUUUCAGGAACAUCUGCAGCUGCAGGCGCUGGGCGUGAGCGCGGCCCACAUCGGCUUCAGCUACCUGACCAUGGAGUCGGACAAGUUCAUCUGCGUGCGGGAGAAGGUGGGCGAGCAGAACCAGGUGGUCAUCGUGGACCUGGGGGACCCCACUAACCCCAUACGCCGACCAAUCACAGCCGACAGCGCCAUCAUGAACCCCGCCAGCAAGGUCAUCGCCCUCAAAGCCUCACGGACGCUGCAGAUCUUCAACAUGGAGAUGAAGAGCAAGAUGAAGGCCCACACCAUGCCGGACGACGUCAUGUUCUGGAAGUGGAUCUCCGUCAACACCAUCGGCCUGGUGACGGACACGGCAGUGUACCACUGGAGCAUGGAGGGCGACUCGCAGCCCGUCAAGAUGUUCGACCGGCACGCCAGCCUGGCCGGCUGCCAGAUCAUCAACUACAGGACGGACGAGCAGCAGAAAUGGCUCCUGCUCAUCGGCAUCUCAGCACAGCAAAACCGUGUGGUGGGCGCGAUGCAGCUCUUCUCGGUGGAGCGUAAGGUCUCCCAGCCCAUCGAGGGCCACGCGGCCGCCUUCGGGCAGUUCACCCUGGAGGGCAACCCCCACCCCUCCACCCUCUUCUGCUUCUCUGUUAGGGGCGCCGCCGGAGGAAAGCUGCACAUCAUUGAGGUGGGUCAGCCUGCCGCAGGUAACCAGCCCUUCACCAAGAAAGCUGUGGACGUACUCUUCCCUCCAGAGGCCCAGACGGACUUCCCUGUUGCCAUGCAGAUCGGGGCUAAGUACGGCAUCAUCUACCUCAUCACCAAGUAUGGCUACAUCCACCUGUAUGACCUGGAGACGGGCGUGUGUGUCUACAUGAACCGCAUCAGCGCAGAGACCAUCUUUGUCACCGCCGCACACGACAGCACAUCAGGCAUCAUAGGAGUCAACAAGAAGGGACAGGUGUUGUCAGUGUGUGUGGAGGAGGAGAACAUUGUGGGCUAUGCCAGCAACGUGCUGCAGAACGCGGACCUGGCUCUGCGGCUGGCCACGCGGAGUAACCUGCCCGGAGCCGAGGAGCUGCUCACACGCAAGUUCAACACCCUCUUCAGCCAGGGCAGUUACACAGAGGCGGCCAAAGUCGCCGCUUCCGCUCCCAAGGGUGUAUUGCGUACAGCGGACACCAUCCGUAAGUUCCAGAGUGUGUCCGGCGUGCCGGGCCAGGCGUCUCCGCUGCUGCAGUACUUCGGGGUGCUGCUGGACCAGGGGCAGCUGAACGCGCUGGAGGCCCUGGAGCUCUGCCGGCCCGUGCUGCAGCAGGGACGCAAACAGCUGCUGGAGAAGUGGCUCAAGGCGGAGAAGCUGGAGUGCUCGGAGGAGCUGGGGGAUCUGGUGAAGCCCGUGGAUCCCAACCUGGCUCUCAGCGUCUACCUGCGCGCCAACGUCCCAAACAAAGUCAUCCAGUGCUUUGCCGAGACGGGGCAGUUCCAGAAGAUUGUGCUUUACGCCAAGAAGAUGGGCUACACUCCUGAUUGGAUAUCUCUACUGAGGAGCGUGAUGAGGGCGGGUCCAGACCAGGGCCUACAGUUCGCUCAGAUGCUGGUACAGGACGAGGAACCACUGGCCAACAUCGACCAGAUCGUGGACGUGUUCAUGGAGGGCAACCUGGUGCAGCAGUGCACUUCGUUCCUAUUGGACGCCCUGAAGGCCAAUAAGCCGGAGGAGGGCCAUCUGCAGACACGCCUCCUGGAGAUGAACCUCAUUCAUGCCCCGCAGGUGGCAGAUGCCAUCCUGGGCAACCAGAUGUUCACCCACUAUGACCGCACCCACAUCGCCCAGCUGUGCGAGAAGGCCGGCCUGCUGCAGAGGGCUCUGGAGCACUACACAGACCUCUACGAUAUCAAGAGGACCAUCGUACACACACACCUGCUGAACCCAGAGUGGCUGGUGAACUUCUUCGGCUCCCUCUCGGUGGAGGACUCGGUGGAGUGUCUGAGGGCCAUGCUCUCCGCUAACCUGCGGCAGAACCUCCAGCUGGCCGUGCAGGUGGCCACCAAGUACCACGAGCAGCUGGGAACACACACACUGCUGGAGCUCUUCGAGUCCUUCAAGAGCUACGAGGGCCUGUUCUACUUCCUGGGCUCCAUCGUGAACUUCAGCCAGGACUCGGACGUGCACUACAAGUACAUCCAGGCGGCCUGCAAGACGGGCCAGAUCAAGGAGGUGGAGCGCAUCUGCCGCGAGAGCAACUGCUACGACCCUGAACGCGUCAAGAACUUCCUCAAGGAGGCUAAGCUAACAGAUCAGCUUCCACUGAUCAUUGUGUGCGAUCGCUUUGACUUUGUCCACGACCUGGUGCUCUAUCUGUACCGUAAUAACCUGCAGAAGUACAUCGAGAUCUACGUGCAGAAGGUGAACCCCAGUCGUUUGCCGGUGGUGCUGGGGGGUCUGCUGGAUGUGGACUGCUCUGAGGAGGUGAUGAAGACCCUGCUGAUGGCAGUGAAGGGAGCGUUCAGCACCGAGGAGCUGGUGGAGGAGGUGGAGAAGAGGAACAGGUUGAAGCUCCUACUCCCCUGGCUGGAGGCUCGGGUGGCGGAGGGCUGCGAGGAGCCGGCCACCCACAACGCCGUGGCCAAGAUCUACAUCGACAGCAACAACAACCCCGAGCGCUUCCUGAAGGAGAACCAGCACUACGACAGCGCUGUGGUGGGCAAGUACUGCGAGAGGAGGGACCCCCACCUGGCCUUCGUGGCCUACGAGAGGGGGCAGUGCGAUCAGGAACUCAUCAAGGUGCCUUCACACACACACACACACACACACACACACACACACACACACACACACACACACACACACACACACACACACACACACACUCUUUCUCUGCCUACCCCACCUGGCCUUCGUGGCCUACGAGAGGGGGCAGUGCGACCGGAACUCAUCAAGGUGCACUCACACCCCAGUCAAUCAUUAUAGUAGCCUGGCGACGCCAUCCUAUUAUCCUCUACUUAUUUCCUUAAAUCCUAAAGGAAUCUACAAAACCUGCUGAUCCUGACGGCCAUCAAGGCUGACCACACGCGCGUCAUGGAGUACGUCAACCGGCUGGACAACUACGACGCCCCGGACAUCGCCAACAUCGCCAUCAGCAACCAGCUCUACGAGGAGGCCUUCGCCAUCUUCAAGAAGUUUGAUGUCAACACUUCAGCCAUUCAGGUCCUGAUUGAGCACAUAGGCAACCUGGACCGUGCGUAUGAGUUUGCAGAGCUGUGUGGCGAGGCGGGCGUGUGGAGUCAGCUGGCGCGUGCCCAGCUACAGCGGGAGCUGGUGAGGGAUGCCAUCGACUCCUACAUCCGGGCGGAGGACCCCAGUGCCUACAUGGAGGUGGUCGGCGCUGCCAGCACACACAAUAAUUGGGAGGAGCUGGUGAAGUAUCUUCAGAUGGCGAAGGGCAAGUCUCGGGAGUCCUACGUAGAGACGGAGCUGAUCUUCUCUCUGGCCAAAACCAGCCGCCUGGCCGAGCUAGAGGAACUCAUCAAUGGACAAACCAAUGCCCACAUACAGCAGGUUGGGGAUCGUUGUUUUGAGGAGGGCAUGUACGAUGCUGCUAAACUGCUGUAUGGUAACGUGUCCAACUUCGCUCGGCUGGCCUCCACGCUGGUGAGGCUGGGGGAGUUCCAGGCGGCCGUGGACAGCAGCCGCAAGGCCAACUCCACACGCACCUGGAAGGAGGUGUGUUUUGCGUGUGUAGAGGGUGAGGAGUUCAGGUUAGCGGAGAUCUGCGGCCUCCACAUCGUCAUCCACGCUGAUGAACUGGAGGAGCUCAUCAACUACUACCAGGAGCGCGGUUUCUUUGAGGAGCUGAUGGUGUUGCUGGAAGCUGCUCUGGGCCUGGAGCGCGCCCACAUGGGCAUGUUCACCGAGCUGGCCAUCCUCUACUCCAAAUACAAGCCCCUCAAGAUGAGGGAGCACCUGGAGCUCUUCUGGUCCAGAGUCAACAUCCCCAAGGUUCUGCGGGCGGCUGAGGCGGCUCACCUGUGGGCGGAGCUAGUGUUCCUGUACGAUAAGUAUGAGGAGUAUGACAACGCCAUCCUCACCAUGACGACACAUCCCACGGACGCCUGGAAGGAGUCCUCCUUCAAAGAGAUCAUCCCAAAGGUGGCCAAUGUGGAGCUGUACUACAAGUCUCUCCAGUUCUAUCUGGACUACAAGCCCCUGCUGCUCAACGACCUGCUCACAGUCCUCGCACCACGCCUAGACCACACCAGAGCCGUCACAUACUUCACUAAGGUUAAUCAGCUGCAGCUGGUGAAGCCGUACCUGCGCUCAGUUCAGAGCCAGAACAACCAGGCCGUCAAUGAGGCCCUCAACACCCUGCUCACCCAGGAGGAGGACUACCAGGGCCUGCGGGCGUCCAUAGAUGCGUAUGAUAACUUUGACAGUGUGGGAUUAGCCCAGGCCCUGGAGAAACACGAGCUGCUGGAGUUCAGACGCAUCGCUGCAUACCUGUACAGGAGCAACGCACGCUGGACACAGAGCGUAGAGCUAUGCAAGAAAGACAACCUAUACAAGGAUGCCAUGCAGUACGCUGCGGAGUCGGAGGACAGUGAGCUGGCGGAGUCCCUGCUGCAGUGGUUCCUGGAGGAGGGGAGGAGGGAGUGCUUCGCCGCCUGCCUCUUCACCUGCUACCCCCUGCUGCACCCAGACCUGGUGCUGGAGCUGGCCUGGAGACACCAGCUCACAGACUUCACCAUGCCAUACUUCAUCCAGGUCAUGAGGGAGUACCUAGGCAAGGUGGAUAAGCUGGAGGAGGCGGAGAGCAAUCGAACUGGUAAAGAGGAAGAGGUGCAGGAACCUGCUCCUGGGGUGUACGGUCAACAGCUGAUGUUAACGGCUGGCCCCACUCCCAUCGUCCCUCAGCCUGGUUACCAAGGUUACGGCUAUGCCACGCCGGGAUAUGCGCCACCUACUUACGGGUUCAACGUUCAGCCUUAAAAAAAAAAAAAAGAACUUCUCCCAUUUUUUCUGCACAUAACACCCCUUCCCAGUCCCAUUCCCUUUAUGCGCUGUGACUUCUGGGAAAUGUAUGCCUUUUGAGAUACCUCUGGAUUCUUAACCCCACGCUGCCCCACUGCACAGCAUGAAGACCACUGCACCCCAAGCAGCAAGCAGAAGAGGCUGGUGCACUACUCUCAUCAAACACUAGAGGCCGCUAUAGCACCUAUCAACUCACAACAACCCCUGUGUACACUGACUACCCCAAGUUCUACUGUCAGGAAGCAGCUUUCUUAGAAAAAAUAAACAGAGAAAGACAGGGGAAGAAAGAGAGAAAAAAAGACAUUAUAUUUUUAGUAGAAAAAAAAAUAAAGCAAACUAAAAAAGUGAAGAGAGUUUUACAUACUGUAGCACUGUUUGAGGAUGUAUUACAUACAGUAUGCGUCGGGACGGGUGUUGCCACAACAACAACAAGGGAGCGUUGGCAUGGAAACGCAUGCAUGCAAUUUGUGUGAGACACCGCCGUUGCCGUCAUAGAAGCUGUCAAUCAAACUCGAUCGACAUCACCCCCCACCCCUCCCUCCCACUGUGACUGCUUGUGUGGUCGGCAUCUGUCUGGCUGCACUCGUCUGCUUCCGCCGCCUGUUGCCUCAUCUGAAAAUCUUGGAGACACACAUAUGGAUGCAUUUCACUAUCUAUCCUACUGGUAGAGUUGCAUCCUCUAUCCUCAGCCCUCGUGCCUCGAGGCUCAACCAGAGACAAUUGAUAAGGAAGAGAUUAUUCAUGAACAUAAGUGUGUUUCUUCUGGAGUCCAUAUGAUGUAGUGGUCUACCACCAUCAUAUGGCUGCCAUGCCUUUUUAGUAUAGGGCACUAGAUGGGGGUUCAGAAUGAAUGAAGUUUAGUGGGAAAAAUCACCCCCAUUUGGGAGAUCAGAGGUGCAUUUCUCAAAAGUGGUUAUUAGCAGUUAGCAACUUGGGUAGUUACCAAUGGGAAAUUACAUUGCAAACAACAAAGUAGUUAAUCUUGUUAGCAACAACAGUUUCGAGAAGUGCACCCCAGAAUUGAUUGCACUUUGUUGCAUUGGUGACGCGUAGUAGCCUAUGCUUCAUCUUGUCGACCAUAUUGAAAAUGGAGGUGCAGGAGAAGCGAGAGACUGCACAUGGUGCUUGAUUCCUCCAUCCCACCUUGAUCCCUUCUUUGAUUCCUCGGUGGGAUGAGGUGCGAAAGCAGAGGCACAAGGUUAGAGGACAGAGGAAGUAAGAGUAGGCUAGAUUUUGAGAUGCAGACGAUUAACUUUGUCAGGGAACGCAUGGAUCCACUGAGAACCGGUACUGAACAAAAUGGCUGAAAGAAAGGACUUGGACAUGUUAUAUUCAUAUCAAAAACAGUAUUUGUAAAGUCACCCCCCACCUUCAGUGACAGGAAAUGGGUCUGGAACGACCCGGAAGUGAACAGGGGGCAAAGGUCAGAGAAGAGUGGAUGAGGAAAUGUUGUAGGAAGUGAAGCUGCUGGAUUUGGAAGUGAAGAGGAAAUAAGUGUGUUUACAGAUGGUACAUUUUUUUGUUGUUAUUUUUUUCUUCUUUCUUGUUUAUUUGAUUAUUUUUCUGCCUGCAUGUGCUAGUAGUGUUUCAUGACAGGACGUGAGCUGCAUUGCAAACUACUAGAGCACUACACUCUACAGUAGGCUACCGACACAGUGCUAACGAAGUUAGAAACCUCACAUACUGUACACACACAAUCCUCUAUCUCAGAUUAUAUUAUUAGCAAGCUCAUCUCAGUGGAACAGAAAGUAAGUAGGCAACAAAAAAAGUUUAACUUAAGUAUGGUACUCGCUCUUAUUUAAUGCAAAACGGAACAUUUUAACUGUGUUAUUUCCAUUCUACUAUCAUGUCUGUGGGGGAUCUUUUGGCGAAGUCAUUCAAAGCGACUGAAGUAGUACGUUGUGUACUGUACAAUGCGAAUGAAAUAGAUAACAACCGUAAGAAUAGUGUUAUAUCGGUACCGCUCUAAUCAGUAUCCAUGUUAAGCUCAGUAUCAUGAUGGCAAAGCGCUAUGCAUUGUCGACAGUGUAUGUCUUUAGUCUUACAAACAAUUUACUUUUUUAUUGAAAAAAAAAUGUUGAAAUAAUAAUAACAAAAAAAACCUGAAAGAACAUAGACAUUGGAAGACGCCGAGACACGUGGUGGUGUGUGGAAGCAAUCCUUUGGGGUUGCUAGGUUACGCAGGAGGAGAAGAGGGAGGGGCAGUGGGCAUGACUGCUCAUGGCUGGUCUGUGUGUGUGUAGCCUAUGUGUGUGCAUGAUGAAUGGGUGUGUUUGUCUGUGUGUCAUUCACACAUACAGACACACAGACAGACACAAACAAACACACAGAUGUGGUGGAUCCUGCAAAUGUUGAAUGUUGAGAUGGAUGAAUAAAGUUUACACACACUCACACAUGAAACAUGUGCUUGCUGUCUAUUCUCUUGGCAGGGCUCUUUUAAGGUGGAAAAGGCUGACUGAAAAGUUUGUGUGCAC